This is a messenger RNA of Diospyros lotus (date-plum), 3624 nucleotides long. Its product is annotated as protein argonaute PNH1-like. Lineage: Eukaryota; Viridiplantae; Streptophyta; Magnoliopsida; Ericales; Ebenaceae. Gene Ontology annotation, cellular component: cytoplasm. Gene Ontology annotation, molecular function: RNA binding; protein binding. Bases 552 to 3392 code for a protein of 946 amino acids. The record is from RefSeq and is a predicted model, not a curated record. The transcript has 23 exons. Gene Ontology annotation, biological process: regulatory ncRNA-mediated post-transcriptional gene silencing.
AAUGUCCCACCAAAUCCUGGGAUCAGCCAUCAUCAUUCGUUGUCCAACUUUUGGAGAACAAAAGGGUAGCCAUAGACCGGAGCUGAUGACCCAUUUCUGGGAUUGCAUUAAUGGUUGUGGAAACUGCAUUAGAUGCUAGUGUCUAGGGCUCAAUUUUUGGGCGUUUUUAGGGCUUGGUAUUCCUGCUUUUGAUGUUUCUGGGGGGAGGAGGGGGAGGGAGUCAGUAGAGGUCUGAGCUUUGGAAGGAGUUAAAUAAAAGCUCCCUCUGCAUCUCUGAAAAGGGUUUAUUUUCUUGCCUUACAAAGCGGUCCAGUAGUCCAAAAUGAUGCGCCCAGUAGUGGGUUCCAUCCCCAACAACAAAAGAUGGUUUAAGGACUCUGGCUUUGUGGUUAUCCCAAUAAAAGAAACUCAUCAGCAGAAGAAGAUUGAGUUGGUUACCAUUUUGAUGGGAUUCAGGCCUUUGGCCAUUCACAAGAGACAACAAAGUUGCCUUUUUGUUCACAUCGAGUAAACUCAUCUCGUACAAAUCAAGCGUAUUAAGUAAAUGUGUAAUGGAGAAGGUCACCAUAGAAAUGCCUCACUGGCAGCCGGAAGAGCCUAAGCAAAGGCAUGUUGUCUCCACCAGGAGGCCUCUGCAGGACUCCAUGAAUCAGCAUUCAUCGGCCCAGAUGCCAUUGAGGAACCAUGAGAGCUCUGAAGAAGUGAAGAAGAAGAGUGAAGGGAGGGGUAGGGGAAGGAGAAGAUCAGGGAGAGCUGCAAAAUUGGAUACACAACAAACGCCAGAAAAUGGGGCUGAUCAAUCUGCUUUGCCAGAAAAAUCUCUUGUCUUGCACCGCAGGCCCGGAUAUGGCCAAUUGGGUACUAAAUGCGUCGUUAAGGCCAAUCAUUUCCUUGCUCAAAUAUCAGGGAAGGACUUGGCUCAGUAUAGUGUUAAGAUCAAACCGGAAGUCAAUUCAAUCAAAUUGAACAAAGCUGUAAUGGCUCAGUUGGUGAAACUUCAUAGAGACACUGACUUGGGGCAGAGGCUCCCCGUUUAUGAUGGAAAAGGGGCCCUUUACACUGCGGGCCAAUUGCCUUUCACCUCAAAGGAGUUCACAAUAACAUUGGCUGAACAGGAUGAGCGGAAAGGCAUCAGCAAGGGGCGAGAAUUUAUAGUGACACUCAAGUUUGUAGCUCAUGCUAGCAUGCACCAAUUGAGUGAACUUCAAUCUGGGAAACAAUUAGAUACUCCCGUAGAAGCAAUCAAGGUUAUUGACAUUGUGCUAAGGGAGCUUGCAGCCCAAAGAUAUGUUUCCUCCGGGAGAUUUUUCUAUUCCCCCAACUUUAAGAGACCACAGCCUCUUGGCAAUGGCUUGCAGUCAUGGCGCGGCUUCUACCAGAGUAUAAAAGCAACACAGAUGGGAAUGUCACUAAACUUUGACAUGUCAGCAGCCGCUUUCAUUGAACCACUCCCUGUCAUUGAGUUUGUAGCUCAAGUUUUGGGUAAGGAUGUAUAUUCGAGGCCGCUUUCAGAUGCAGAUCGCAUUAAGGUUAAGAAAGCACUUAGAGGGGUCAAAGUUGAAGUUACACACAGGGGAAACAUGCGAAGGAAGUACCGUAUUUCAGGGCUGACAUCCCAGCCAACAAGGGAGCUUAUUUUUCCAGUCGAUGAGGAGAAAAACAUGAAGUCGGUGGUUGAAUACUUUCAAGAGGUGUAUGGCUUCACCAUUCGACAUCCCCAUCUACCUUGCCUCCAAGUGGGAAGUCCAAGGAAAGUGAACUAUUUGCCAAUGGAGGCUUGCAAGAUAGUUGAAGGACAGAGAUACACAAAAAGGCUGAAUGACAAGCAGAUAACUUCGUUGUUAAAAUUUACAUGCCAAAGACCCCGGGAACAAGAGAUAGACAUUUUACAGACAAUUCAGAAAAAUGCAUAUAGCCAAGAUACUUAUGCAAAGGAGUUUGGCAUCAGUAUAGACGACAAGCUUGCAUCAGUUGAGGCUCGAGUUCUUCCUGCCCCUUGGCUGAAAUACAGUGAUAAUGGAAAAGACAAGGAGAUCUUGCCUAAAGGUGGUCAGUGGAACAUGAUGAAUAAGAAAGUGGUUAAUGGAAGCACUGUAAAUUACUGGGCUUGUAUCAACUUCUCGAGAAGUGUCCAAGAGAGUGCAGCGCGUGGUUUUUGUGAUCAGUUGGUCCAGAUGUGCCAAAGCUCUGGCAUGGAAUUCAACAGCGAGCCCAUAAUUCCUAUCUACUCAGCCAGACCGGAUCAGGUAAAGAAGGCCUUGAAAUAUGUUUGCAGUGCAGCUGCAAAUAAACUUGGAGGGAAGGAGCUGGAGUUACUCAUCGCCAUUCUUCCAGACAACAAUGGCUCUUUGUAUGGUGAUCUGAAGCGGAUUUGUGAGACAGAGCUUGGGUUGAUUUCUCAGUGCUGUCUUACGAAACAUGUACUGAAGAUUAGCAAACAGUACCUGGCAAACGUGUCGCUUAAGAUUAAUGUCAAGAUGGGAGGAAGGAAUACCGUGCUCUUAGAUGCCGUAAAAUGGAAAAUUCCUUUAGUAAGUGAUAUUCCAACCAUAAUAUUUGGGGCCGAUGUAACUCAUCCAGAGUCUGGAGAGGACUGCAGUCCAUCAAUAGCUGCUGUUGUAGCAUCUCAGGAUUGGCCAGAAGUUACCAAGUAUGCUGGCUUAGUUUGCGCUCAGCCUCAUCGUCAAGAACUUAUCCAAGAUCUAUACAAAACCUGGCAAGAUCCUCAACGGGGCACGGUUUCAGGAGGCAUGAUAAGAGAGCUUCUACUAUCCUUUCAGAAGGCUACUGGACAAAAACCUUUGAGAAUAAUAUUCUACAGGGAUGGUGUCAGUGAUGGGCAGUUCUACCAGGUUCUACUAUAUGAACUCGAUGCAAUUCGUAAGGCUUGUGCCUCAUUGGAGCCCAGUUACCAGCCUCCGGUCACCUUCAUUGUAGUCCAAAAGCGUCACCACACACGACUCUUUGCAAGCAACCACAACGACAAAAGCAGCACUGACAAGAGUGGGAAUAUCUUACCUGGUACCACGGUGGAUACUAAGAUUUGUCAUCCUACUGAGUUCGACUUUUAUCUAUGCAGUCAUGCCGGGAUCCAGGGAACCAGUAGACCAGCUCAUUAUCAUGUCCUCUGGGAUGAGAACAAUUUUACUGCAGAUGAGAUCCAAUCUCUGACAAACAACCUAUGUUAUACAUACGCUAGGUGCACUCGAUCUGUUUCUCUAGUGCCGCCUGCAUAUUAUGCUCAUUUAGCAGCCUACCGUGCAAGAUUCUACAUGGAGCCGCAUGGACAUGAGAAUGCAUUGAUGCACUCCACCCGAGCAGCGAAUGGUUCCUCAGUCCGGCCUCUGCCAGCGCUGAAAGAGAAGGUCAAGAAUGUGAUGUUCUACUGUUAGAGAUGAAACAGAAAAGAAUUACAGCACAGGAAUGAUAGGAAAAAUGUCUGAAAGGUUGUACAUGAAUGCUUUGUGUUCAUAUUGUAGAGAAGAGAUUGUUUGAUGCAAUGCAUUUGCAAGUUUCUGUUAACAAAAUUUUGUUGUUAGCUAGGAUCUGGAAUGCUGGUGCAUGUAAAUUGAGAUCCUUCUGCCACAGCAUUGCUCUUAAAGGUGAUGCUGCUUGCUACUGUAU